AUGAAGCUGUAUCUCCUCGACAGGGGACUACAUCGGGACAGCGACUUUGCUAAAGCUGUCGGGAUCGAAGAGCCAAAGACGUUGGAUGCAUUCUUCGAAAAGGCAAAGAAGUACAUCGCCUACGAGGAGAAACAGAAGGCCAUAGAUUUGAGGAGGCCUAAAAAUCAAGAAAAAACCAGGAACCACGAAAAAGAUGAAGCUGGAACCUCGCGAAGAGGUAACGAGAAGGGAAAGGAGGAAAGGAUUAAGGAUUCCAAACCUCCUCGAGGAAACCAUGGACACGUUACUGAGGACUGUGUCCACCUAAAAGACGCCAUCGAGAUUCUGAUACAAAAGGGCUAUGCCCGAAGGUACGUUCAGAACGACGAACAAGGACAACAACAACAACAGCAACAACGGCGGGAACCUCAAGAGGUCGCAAUGGCCAUUGAUGUUCCCGAGUAG
Trifolium pratense (red clover) is the source of this 444-nucleotide messenger RNA. RefSeq lists its product as uncharacterized. NCBI's taxonomy places the organism in Eukaryota, Viridiplantae, Streptophyta, Magnoliopsida, Fabales, Fabaceae. Bases 1 to 444 code for a protein of 147 amino acids. The transcript has 2 exons. The record is from RefSeq and is a predicted model, not a curated record.